GGGCGGUAGUUUUAAAAUUCCCGGUUAUUGAACCGCUGCUGUCUAUCGUGUAGUUAGCUAACGUUAACCGUCAUAGCCAGCCGCUGAGAUAUGUUUUCUGCCUUAAAGGACUGUAACAUGACUUAUUUUGAAAAGGAUAUCAAGUUGUAUUGGCUAUAAAAUUAGCUAACGUUAGCUGGGCAACACACGUUCCGUACCGUACUACAUUUCAACUGAGAGGCUAGCUUCCUAUCACAAGAUUACAGCGACACUGAACAAUUAAAAUUAAAGUUAUUUCAUCUAGAAACUCAAUGUUACGUUAGUCAGUUAGCAGAGGUUAAUACGCAUCAUUGCACUUAAUCAGGAAUAGCCAUGGAAGUGGGAACUGUCGUGCAGGAAGAGAUGAAAUUUCGCGGAGUGGAAUUCUCCAUAAAGACGGAGCUGGAGGAAGGCUUGCUGACGGUGGAGAUUUCGGACGUUAUGACAGCUGACCAGUGGCGAGGGGAGUUUGAUCCUGCCUAUAUUGAGGACCUCACGCGCAAGACGGGCAAUUUCAAACAGUUUCCCAUCUUCUGUAGCAUGCUGGAAUCUGCAGUCAGCAAGAGAAGUGAGGCGGUGGCGCUGGACCUCCUGACCUAUGCUGACCUGGAGCUGCUCCGUAACCGGAAGGCCGGCGUUGUGGGACGCCCCCGGGGCCAGCAGCAGUCGCCCGCCCUGAGUGCCAAACGCUACCUCAUCCUCAUCUACACUGUGGAGUUCGACAGGAUACACUAUCCGUUACCCCUGCCAUAUAUGGGGAAGCCCGACCCAGCGGCCCUUCAGAAAGAGAUCCGAGCGUUGCGGGCUGAACUAAGCGCUCUUUCUCACAGAGGAGACGCCAGACCAUCAGAUUAUGAGACUCGCCGACUAAGAGCCGAACUGGCUCUGGUCAGAGAGGAGAAGGAGGCCCUGGCCAAGGCUCUGGAGCGUCUGCAGGGGGCGGGGGCGGGGGCCACCCCAGGGGCGGCCAGAGGGCUGCGGGACGCAGUGCGGAGCCUGGAGGAACAGCUGCUCAGAGAAAGAGCCAAGAGCCAGCGCUCUGCCAGCAAGAGAGGUCAGGAGCAGCGCGUCCUCAUGGAACAGCUAGAAGAACUGCGGGGCUCAGAGCGAGCACUAAGGAUACGUGUAAAAAGUCUGACGAGCGAACUGGCUCUUUUGCGGCGCGGGAGGGCGACCCCUCUGUCCGGCGGCUGCGGCGGCUCGCGGGGCGACGCGGAGCUUCGGCGCUCCUCCUCCAGGGAGCGCAGCGUGAGCCGCAUGAUCGCCAGGGCUCGCUCCGGAUCCCGUGAGCGCAUUGACGACAGGGGUCGAAAGUCGGAGGAGAGGGGCAGGAGAGCCGAUUCCACAGGCCCACGCUCCUACAUCGCUCGACCCUCCCCUUCUCCCACAGGAUCAAGGACUCCCAGGUUCGAUCCGACUGCGUUCAUCCAGGAGCGACAGCGUCGGCAGAGAGAGGCAGAGCUCAAAAAUCAGCGUAAGGUCCGGCGGGACAUGCUGGCGUCUCCGUCGCUGGUGGAGCGUGGACGCUCUCGCUCGCGGGAGCUCGGCGUCCAGCUGGUGCGGACGGGCAGUGGUGGGCGGGGCCGCAGCCUCUCGGUGGAGAGCCGCAGGAGCCAGCGGUCCUCAGGGAGCUCCAUCACCGAGCUGGACGAGCUGGCCAAACCCCUGGCAUCACGUGGGAGAAAAGUCAUCUACAACGGUCCCUCCUCGACGAGAGGCAGACAUCUGACCAAGAAGCCCAUGUGUAGCACACCAACCCGGAGGAUGAGGAUGAAUGACCGAGAAACAUCCAUUGACACCGGGGCAGACCUAUCGGAGAUUGACGCUCGACUUCAGGCCUUGCAGGACUACAUGCGAGAGCUGGACACUGGACAUUGAUGUUUUUAAACGUACAUUCCCUGCAGGACUAUGUAUGGGAGCUGGACAUUGAUGUUUUUAAACGUACAUUCCCUGCAGGACUAUGUGCGGGAGCUGGACAUUGAUGUUUUUAAACGUACAUUCCCUGUGUGCACUAAGCUACUGUUGUGGUGGAGGAGGAGGAGGACUGUUACCACAUGGUGAAGAAGCUACUGUUGGGGAUGGGGGUUGUGGUGGUGGUGGAGGAGGAGGAGUACUGUUACCACAUGGUGAAGUACAUGUUGAUUUUGAUGUGUACGUCCUGAGAAGGUGUAGUGUAGGCCAAACCCUUUACCCUAGUUUAUAUGAACUGCCCCUGCAGCUGGACUCUUGUUCCUAAUGAGGAGAUGAAGCCACUGUUGCCAUGGACACCGUUAUGACACGGGACCAUAUUUCCCCCAAAGCCUAACCUCAGAAUAUGUUGACAUUGACAAUCACUUAGUGCAUGGUGACAGUGACGGCCAUGUGUGCUGUCUGUUUGGCACUUUGAACAUGUAAAUAUCUUUUUAUUUGAAUCGUUUCAGUUUUUCUCUUUGUCAAAGAUUUUGAGCGGUGUUUUUAUAUCAAUUACAUUGUGUCUG
Messenger RNA from Alosa sapidissima (American shad), 2495 nucleotides. It is a transcript of the gene ccdc61, whose product is annotated as coiled-coil domain containing 61. NCBI's taxonomy places the organism in Eukaryota, Metazoa, Chordata, Actinopteri, Clupeiformes, Clupeidae. The transcript is spliced from 13 exons. Gene Ontology annotation, cellular component: centrosome. The record is from RefSeq and is a predicted model, not a curated record. Bases 352 to 1896 code for a protein of 514 amino acids.